Xiphophorus couchianus (Monterrey platyfish) is the source of this 2383-nucleotide messenger RNA. RefSeq lists its product as uncharacterized. The coding region runs from base 213 to 2084 and encodes 623 amino acids. NCBI's taxonomy places the organism in Eukaryota, Metazoa, Chordata, Actinopteri, Cyprinodontiformes, Poeciliidae. The record is from RefSeq and is a predicted model, not a curated record. Gene Ontology annotation, molecular function: nucleic acid binding; zinc ion binding. The transcript is spliced from 2 exons.
UUAUUGGUUUCCUUUCCGGACUCUCGGGCGCCAGUGCAUAAAAACCCAUCACGGUAACACCCGAAGACUAGGGGGGAGAUUAGUUAGAUUCUGGUUAGGCAGUUAGAGGGACGGGGUCACUGUGACGCUGUGAUUGUUUUGGGAUUGUGGGAGCUCAGAGUGCUACUGGUAGGGUUUGGAAUUCAGGUGUUGUGUGAAUAAUUGUUAAUGUUAUGGCUGCUGUUGACGAGUUUUUGCGAGAUCCGUCUGAAGAGGGGUUGGAGCGCUGCACACGCGAACAAUUGUUAAAGAUCGCUGAACAUUUUAAACUGGAGGUCAGUGAUAAGCGGUCUAAAGACAGUAUUAGAGCUAUCAUUAAAGCUAAUCUAAUUGACUCGGGUGUGCUAGGACCAGUUAAGUUGCAGGCUACCGGGACAUGGUUGGACACUGAUGCUUCUGACACUAGCUUGACUUUUGAACAGAAGCGGGAGCUGCUUUUGUUGCAGGCUGCGAUAGAACAGAAAAGAUUGGAUGUGAAAAAACUGGAGUUGGAAGGACGUAGAUUGAAUUCAACUACUGAUGGCCACACCCCCCUUGAUGCUUCCGGUAGGGGAACUUCUAGCCCAUUUGAUGUUGGCAAUAAUCUGCGUUUAGUUCCUCAGUUUUCUGAAUGGGAUCCAGAUACAUUUUUUUCCCUGUUUGAGCGUGUUGCUGACAGUAGAGGUUGGUCUGAUCUGGACCGAACACUGCUUUUACAGUGUGUGUUCACAGGCAAGGCUCAAGAAGCAUACUCUGCUCUCACAGUGGAUGACAGUAAAGUUUAUGCCACUGUGAAGAAGGCUGUUUUAACAGCUUAUGAGUUAGUACCAGAGGCUUACAGACAGAGGUUUCGGACAUGGCAGAAGGGUGAGAAACAAACCCAUGUUGAGUUUGCCAGGGAGCUGGGAAUACAUUUCAAUAGGUGGUGUGCUUCCUUAAAAAUUUGCACUUUUGAUGACCUCUGUCAUUUGGUUGUCCUGGAACAGUUUAAAAACUCUGUUCCAAGUCAUAUUGCUAUAUACAUCAGUGAACACAAUGUGAAGACAGCUGCUGAAGCUGCUAAGCUAGCAGAUGAGUAUGUUCUUAUACACAGGGGUGGCUGUGGGUAUCGAACUUGCAAUGAUUUUGGUUACAGGAGCGGCAGCCAAUCUUUUGUGGGGAGUCAUGCGAAGGAGGAAGGCGUUGGUCCUGAUCUGAACAGUAAGUCAGAACGGAUUUCAUGUGGGCAUGUUUAUUUGGAUCCGACUGACAUAUGUCAUUAUUGCAAAGCCAGGGGCCAUUGGAAGUGUGAAUGCCCUAAACGGGGUGCUCAAGUGAAAUCUGCUGCUUUUGCUGCCUCUGAAAAACGUGCUGGUUUUGUUUCCUCUAAGCAGGUGGAAGUAGGACGGAAGUACACUUUGGACCAGGGGGAUUUUUCUCCUUUCGUUUCUGAUGGCCAUGUGUCCAUAGUGGGGAGUGAUGCUACAGUGCCGGUAAAAAUUUUGAGGGAUACUGGGGCUUUUAAUUCAUAUAUUGUGAGCUCUGUAUUACCCUUUUCUGAGGAAACCAAUACUGGAGACCAUGUUUUGAUGCGGGGAAUGGGGCUUUUGGUGGAACCGGUUCCACUGCAUAAACUGACAUUGACUUGUGGAUUGGUUCAGGGGGAGGUUAUUAUGGGAGUUCGCCCUGCACUUCCUCUAGAGGGAGUGGAUGUAAUCUUGGGCAAUGAUCUUGCUAGUGGACGGGUGUGGACUGAUUGUCCGCUACCUGCACCCAUAGUAACUUCUUCCCCUGUUUUAGGGAAGUUGGAUGAGAGUGCUCAGUGUUUCCCUGGGGUUUUUACAGCUUGUGCAGUGACACGAGCUAUGUGCCGUGCUGAAUCUGCAUCGAUCCCUGACCAUGAAGAUGGGGGAGCAGAGGAAAGUGAUUUUUUCUCUGUAUAUGUCCCUGUUUCUCUUUUGUCUGUUUCUCAUAGUGACCUGAUGGCGGAGCAGAGAGCAGAUUCUUCUCUUCGUCAUCUGUUUGAUCAGGUUGUCACUGAGGAAGAGAGUGUGGCCAGUGGCUCCACGACUGGAUCAUCCUUUUGACCUGCAUGUGGAUGCAAGUGAUGUAGGUGCAGGUGCUGUCUUAUUUCAGCAAGAUGAUGAUGGGGUUGAUCAACCUGUGAGUUUCUAUUCUAAAAAAUUCAACCAUUUUCAGGUGAACUAUUCUGUCAUUGAAAAAGAGACAUUGGCAUUAAUUUGGGCUUUACAGCAUUUUGAGGUAUACCUGGAUUCUGGCAGUGUUCCUCUGGUGGUCUAUACCGAUCACAACCCCCUAACAUUUUUGCAUUCAUUGCAGUGUCCGAAUCGCAGAUUGAUGCGAUGGAUGUUGUUUUUGCAGCCAU